CCCAGUAAAUUUCUGACAGCUGCCCGAACUCUAGAAAUUGUUCAUUAGAAAGGAGCAAGGGGCUGCACGGUGAAGCUGCCCGAAAUCUCCGCGGGCAGGUCCGAACUCCGAGACCCAUUAGUCCCACUGCCUGCCUCUACUUAGAUUGCCUACGCACAUAAACACAUUCAUUGUAGCCUAAGCCACUGCUGGUUCUCUGCCCAUCACCACCAUAUCCAUCGCCGUUGGAAGGUGGCUCUGGAGGAAGUGAUCUCAGGCCACCUUUCAAUGCGAUAAGGAUAGAGUGAGUUUGGGGAGAUGGGUCAGGGACUGAGUUGCAGAGAGACCCCUCAAAGUGGACUAUUUGGACCUCUCCAGGAUGGAGAAUUGGAGCUCGUUGAGGCUAUGCUGGAAGCAGACCCAAGUGUUUUUCAGCAGAGGAAAGGUCGUGCGAGGUUGUCUGCGUUGCAUGUAGCUGCUGUUGAGGGUCAGAUCGAGGUUCUCUCUCUGCUUUUGGAUCGGUCUGUUAUCAAUCCGGAUGUGGUAGAUCGACAUAAACUGACCCCGUUGAUGUUGGCUGCAAUAAACGGGAGGAUCGCUUGCGUCCAAAAGCUUAUCCAAGCUGGAGCAAAUAUAUUGAUGUUUGAUUCCCUGAAUGGAAGAACCUGCCUGCAUUAUGCUGCCUACUAUGGUCAUGCAGACUGCCUCCAAGCCAUUCUUUCUGCUGCCCAUUCCUCCCCUGUAGCAAGUUCUUGGGGAUUUUCAAGAUUUGUGAACAUAAGAGAUGCAGGUGGUGCAACCCCAUUGCAUUUAGCAGCCCGCCAAAGUCGGCCAGAGUGCGUUCAUGCUCUUUUAGACAAUGGGGCUCUUGUUUGUGCUUCAACUGGUGGAUAUGGCUACCCUGGAAGCACACCGCUUCACUUAGCUGCACGUGGUGGAUCUUUAGAUUGUGUCCGAGAGUUACUUGCUUGGGGUGCAGAUCGGCUUCAAUUAGAUGCAUCUGGGAGAUUACCGUAUACAGUUGCUCUGAGGCGCAAGCAUCGAGCUUGCGCAGCUGUACUCAACCCUUCAUCAGCGGAGCCUCUUGUUUGGCCAUCACCUUUGAAGUUCAUCAGCGAGCUUAAUCCAGAGGCUAAAGCUUUGUUAGAAAGGGCGUUAACAGAAGCAAACAUGGAGAGGGAGAAAGCUAUCUUGAAGGAGGCAGUAAACUCACUUCCAUCUCCUUUGCAUUCAGAUGCAGAGACUGAUGAUAAUGCCUCUGAGGCUAGCGAUGUGGAUCUAUGCUGCAUAUGCUUUGACCAGUUAUGCACAAUUGAGGUCGGACCAUGCUGUCAUCAAAUGUGUGCACAUUGUACCCUUGCCCUAUGCUGCCACAAGAAGCCCGAUCCUUCAACUACUUGUCCUACAGUCCCAGUUUGCCCCUUUUGCCGAACCACCAUUACCCAACUGGUUGUGGCCAAUAUUAAGGCCAAUAAUGAUGUGGAGCUGGAGAUGAGUCCAUCAAAGCCGAGGAGAUCAAGAAAGUCUAAUGUCAGUGAAGGUAGCAGUAGCUUCAAGGGGUUGUCUCCUAUGAGCUCAUUUGGAAGGAUGGGCGGUCGUAGCUCAGGAAAGAUAGCCGCUGAAACCAAUGAGGAGAUCCAUAAGCCUUGACAAGUGAAGUUGUGGACUUGUUCUCUUUGAACCAGUUGGUAGUCCAGCAGAUGGAGGAGCUAAGCUGUCUUGGAUUUACUUGGGGAGAGUGAUCCUCACUGGUAUGUUUUCCGAUUCAUCUGGAGGGUCUUAAAUGCCUAAUCGCGCAUGAGAAUAUAGAUGUCCUUCAGUACCCUGGAUCUGAAGGUUUUGUUUCUUUGAGUCAUGUUGAGUCUGUUUUUCUUUAAAUUAAAGAAGCAGCAAAACAUUCAAGGGUUUCUCCCCAGUUAUAAAUAUAAUUCUAUUUUAAAUAAAUAAAACUGCAAUUACCAUCGCUUCCCUUGUCAUGGAAGGAGAUA
Messenger RNA from Prunus persica (peach), 1967 nucleotides. RefSeq names its product putative E3 ubiquitin-protein ligase XBAT31. The transcript has 8 exons. Bases 298 to 1629 code for a protein of 443 amino acids. NCBI's taxonomy places the organism in Eukaryota, Viridiplantae, Streptophyta, Magnoliopsida, Rosales, Rosaceae. Gene Ontology annotation, molecular function: protein binding. The record is from RefSeq and is a predicted model, not a curated record.